UCAGAUUGUCCAACGAGAGUUCUAACUUUUUCGUAACUCGUGAAUAUUUCUUCAUAUUUUUAGUGAUUUAUGAAUAUAACGGCAGAGAUAGUAAUUAAAAGAGAUGUUUAGUGUAGGCAGUGUACCCCCACAGCAACUUUUGCUGCCUGCUUCACAACUUGUCUCAAUCCUAAACACUGUGAGGAACUUGUCAGUACCAAAGAAACAACACAAGAAAGAUACAACCAGAACACUAGAAAAUGAGGAGAUAAGCAAUGAGAGAAUUCACAAAGCUCUUGGACUGGAGGGACUGCCACGAGACCUAAAGCUUGAAGACUACUGUCCCAUCAGAGCCAUCAUACACAGUGUUGCACCAAACACCUCACCAAAUAGGAGCCAUUCUCAUGUCUCUGCUAAUACUUUCUUUGAAAACACAAAUGGUUUCCCUGUAGAAGAUCUGUAUGUUAAUCCAGUAGCUCCGUCUUGGCUGACAUCUCAACUUCUUCAAAGGCAUACACCACCUGCUGUUCUAGUCCAGAAACGUCAUUUCCAGCAGAGAAAAAAGCGUGGAAUGGGUCAAGAAGAAGAAGACAACUCAUUCUCAUUCAAACUCGGAUCUGUAUUUGACAAAUUGAAUGACAAUAGAAACAAAAAACAAAACUUCAAGACGAUGUUGUCUCAGUAUCAAGACAAGCCAGACAUCCAAGGGAAGCUAGAACAGGCAUUUGGUAAAGGUUACGCUGCAGCUGAGAGUGAGCUAGGGGGCAAGGGUGUCACUACUGCCAAACAAGGGUCAGCAUUUGCAGGUACAGUGAGAAAGUUCCUCUGGUAUGCUUUGGCCCUAUGGCUCAUCUACAAUGCCCUGCAGUUGUUCAGCAUGGCAGGAACAAAUAUGAGGGGACUGAACAUCCUACAACAGGAGAAGUAUGAGAUCAACCCUGAAGAAAUCAAUGUCUCCUUCAAUGAUGUGAAAGGGGUAGAUGAAGCCAAAUCAGAGCUACAAGACAUAGUUGAAUAUCUGAAAGACCCAGAGAGAUUUAAAACAUUAGGAGCUAAACUACCCAAAGGUGUUUUGUUGGUAGGGCAGCCAGGUAUUGGAAAAACUCUCCUUGCAAGAGCUGUAGCAGGGGAAGCUGGGGUUCCAUUUUUCCAAUGCUCUGGCUCAGAGUUUGAUGAAAUGUUUGUCGGCACUGGAGCAAAAAGAGUCAGACAACUGUUUGGUUCAGCUAAAUUGCGAGCUCCUUGUGUGAUAUUCAUAGAUGAGAUCGACACUCUGGGUGCUAAACGUACAAGCUCACAGAUCCAUCCCUAUGCAAAUCAAACCAUUAACCAGCUGCUUGCAGAGAUGGAUGGGUUCCAGCAGAAUGAAGGUGUCAUAGUGCUGGGUGCUACAAAUAGAAGGGACAAUCUAGACAAAGCUCUUUUGAGACCAGGAAGGUUUGAUGUAGAGGUGAGGAUAUUCUCCCCUGACUUGAAGGGCAGAAAAGACAUAAUAGAACUCUAUCUCAAGAAGGUCACGGCAGAUUCAACUUGCGAUUGUGAGAGGUUGGCACGGGGCACUACUGGCUUCACAGGGGCAGACAUAGAGAACAUGGUGAAUCAGGCAGCCCUGAAGGCAGCUAAAGAUGGCAGUCUGGCUGUGUCUAUGGCAGACUUGGAGUGGGCAAGGGACAAGGUACUAAUGGGGCCUGCAAAGAAGAACAGAAUUCCUGAUGAGGAGACUAACUGGAUGACAGCAUACCAUGAAGCUGGUCAUGUCCUUGUAGCCCACUACACCAAGAAUUCAACACCCCUACAUAAAGUCACCAUCAUACCCAGAGGAAUGUCACUCGGCCAUACUGCCUACAUCCCUGAAAAAGAACAAUACAACCAUAGCAGGACACAGCUGAUGGCCCAGAUGGACACUGCUAUGGGAGGUAGAGUGGCUGAAGAACUCAUAUAUGGAGCUGAUAAAGUCACAACAGGAGCAUCCAGUGAUUUCCAGAGUGCCACGGGUAUAGCCACCGCCAUGGUGAGACGGUUUGGCAUGUCAGAUAAGGUUGGUGUUCGGGUGUUCAGUGAUGAUGAUGGUGCAGAUGGGGGAUUGACCAUGGUGAAAGUGAAUGAUGUCAGCCCUGCAACUCAAGAACUUAUAGAUAGUGAAAUAAAAAGACUGCUUCAGGAGUCAUACGAGAGGGCAAAAGCAAUAUUAAAAGCACACUCUGUGGAACAUAAACUCUUAGCUCAAGCUCUAAUGAAAUAUGAGACACUAGAUGUUGAUGAAGUUAAAACUAUAGUAGAGGGAAGAAAAUUGAUCAAGCAACCCUUGUGAGGAUCACCUGGGUCUAACUAAUUCAACAAAUUGAGAAUAUAUCUUGCAGUGGAGAGACAAUGUUAAGACCAUGGGGGAACUGAGAUGUCUCGGGGUCUCGGGGACAAAAACUCAAAUCAGGACUUUUGCUUUAAGUCAAAUUAAUCAAAAGUAGUAUAAAGAGUGAAAUGAAAAAUAUCAUGUUAUUCUGAUGUGAUUUAAUUGAAAACUCAUGUACAUAACUUUAGAUUUAGCAUCUAAAUUAUUUAUUUUAAGUUGCAGAAAACAGCAAGAGUUCUGUUGAUUUUAGUGCUAUAGGUCAUCAUGAAUGGUGUUCUGUUUUUCACAUCAUCUGCUUCUAUAAAGAGGACUACUCAAAUUGGAAUCAUUGUAAAUUUACAUACUGACAAGAAUGCAAGAUUUUUAAGUGUUACUGCAUUUUAAUUUUUGCAUAUUAAAUAUUCAAGGUAGAGUUAUGUUGAUUGUGAUAUAAGGGAGAGGGGAAAGGAAAUUGGUUUAUGACCAGUAGAUCUGAAAUGCUUUAAAGGAGACACCCCGUGAAGAAUGAUUAAUGUUAUAGAAAAAAUUCAAAAGAGAACAGUGAUAAUGAUAAAUAUAUAUUCUGCAUGAGUCUCAGUGGAACAUAUUCAAAAUAUAGUGAAUAAAAAAGAAUGUUUAUUUUAUACAUCGUUAUAUCAACUGGGAAAUGACUGCCAUAUUAGAAAAGGUAAUAUGUUUUCUCUUA
Owenia fusiformis is the source of this 3014-nucleotide messenger RNA. Lineage: Eukaryota; Metazoa; Annelida; Polychaeta; Sabellida; Oweniidae. The record is from the annotation of a GenBank genome assembly.